This is a messenger RNA of Caenorhabditis auriculariae, 2767 nucleotides long. NCBI's taxonomy places the organism in Eukaryota, Metazoa, Nematoda, Chromadorea, Rhabditida, Rhabditidae. The record is from the annotation of a GenBank genome assembly.
AUGAUCCUCCUCGAGCAGAACAACCGUAUUAUUGUCGAGUUACUGGAGCUUAAGUUCGGCAAUGCCAAGGAAGGGUUAGUUAUUGAAAUAUUUAUCAGUCGACGCAAUCGUUUUAAGUGGAAAGCCAGAAGCGGUAAAUGUGAACUUUGCCGAUUUUGACGGCGUUCUGUAUCAUUUGUCGAAUCCGGAAAACGACCGCACUCGCAUUUGGGUUCGUGUUUUUUUUCGAUAGUUUUUGGAUGAAAUUUCUUUCAGCUGAGCAUUUCUUUGAAGUUUUUCGCUGAACUUCAACAACAUGGAGCUGAUGCGGUUAGUUUUUUUCAAACGAUUUUUGGAUUAUUUUUGUCAACUUAAUAAAUCAUAAGUUAUAGGCUUUUCAAAAGUCUUGCUUUAAUGAUCUUUCGAUUAGGGUUUUUCAACGAAAAGUCGUUAGGAAGUUUUAUUUUCGAUUUCUCAUUGUUCAAAAAAAAAUUUCUUCCUUAAUUCUUGAUAAUUAUUUUACUUCAAACUCACCGGAUUCUUCCAGUUGCUCCGUCGCGAAUAUGGAAAAUAUCUGCUGGAUCAGCCAGAGCGCGGCUACAACGUAACUUUGGAGUUCGAUCUGAACAACUUGCCUGAAAAUACGCCUCAAAUGAGUGAGAAUCAAAUAUUUUAUUCUCAAUGAAUCGUUUUUUUUCAGUUGCCAAGGCUUCGGCGUUGAAAAGAAACUGCUUCGCGUCCGUGUUUGAGAAAUACUUCGAGUUCCAGGUUAUUUUUCUCUUUUGAAAAUUAGUGGAACAGUUCGACAAUCUGUAGAAAAGAGUAAUUUUCAAUAAAGACUCGAAAAAUAAUACAGAAAGACGAAAAUAUUGAAUAAAGUUUGUUUUUUUAAAGGUCUCCAAACGGAUUUGUGUUCGAAAAAAACCCACGGAAACAGAUUCCAACUUUUUUUUUUCUUCAGGAAGCUGGCGAAGAAGGCCAAAAACGAGCUGUGGUCAACUAUCGUGAGGAUGAGACGAUGUAUAACUGAUAUGGAAGAAUUUAAUCCUAUCAAAAUCUAUGUUUAGGUACCUUGAAGCGAAGGCCGACCGAGUUACGGUGAUUUUCAGCACGGUCUUCAAAGAUCCGGAUGACGUCAUCCUCGGAAAAGUCUUCUUGCAAGUGAGUAGGAAAUGAAAUGAUACUUCGUUUUGAUGUUUCAAAAGCAGUAUAAGUUUGUGGGAUAUUUGGGAAAAACCGUUUUGUGUAUCACAUUGCGAGCUACAAAGUGAAUAAUCGAAGUUAGGAUUUAGAACCUAAAAAUCGCAUUCGAAUCAAAAAUUUAAAACAGUUCGACGUUUUCUCAAAGGUUUCACAAUCAGAAAAUUCUCGAUCUUGGUUCUUUUUUUAGAAUUUUCUCUUCUUUUUGAGCAACAUGAGAAGUUCCAUGAUACUUUCUAGAGUUUUUGAAAAGAUUGCUUCAUCGAUUUUUCUGAGAAUAAAUUUAAUCAUGAUUUUCAGGAGUUCCGCGAGGGACGGAAAGCCAGCCAAACGGCGCCGGCCGUGCUCUAUUCGCUUGGAGAACCGCCACUGGAACUGAAAAAUCAACCCGGAGCUCGUGUCGGCGACAACGUUGGAUAUAUCACUUUCGGUACUUUUUUCUUUUUCAAAUAAUGCUCGGGAUAUUUCAAAUUCAUCAAUGAAUGGAAAUUCAGUGCUUUUCCCCCGUCACACGAACAAGAAAACGAGAGACAAUACAAUCGACCUUAUUCACUCAUUCCGCGACUACCUUCAUUAUCACAUCAAGUGCUCCAAGGUGAUUCAACUUCUGAAAUCCGUGUUAUUAUAUUGUAAUAAUAAUAAUGUAAUAAUAAUUUCGACGGGUUGAAAAUUAAUGUGUUUGUUUGAAAGAAUCACUCAAAUUACGCAAUUUUGUGAGUUCAACCGUUUAAAAAGAUCGGUCCUAGAACAAGAUUGCGGAUUUUACGCGCGAAAUUCAAAAUUUUGCAUUGAUUAGGAUUUUUAUAACAAGUAUUUUGUGUAGGACCCAACUUUUCUAGAGAUUUUCAAUAUUCCGAUCUUACAUAUUUUGCAAAAUAGUUAUAAAAAAAAACUCGUCAAUUUCGGAGUUGGCAAUAUAAAAUUGAACACAGCAAUAGAAUACUAAGUUCAAAAUUAUUUUUUGUUGACUUUGAAACUUUUUUUUGUCUCGAGACCUCCUUUUUAAACUUUUGAAUCCUAACCGUUCCAAUUUUUCCAGGUUUACCUGCACACGAGAAUGCGUGCCAAGACCAACGAUUUUCUGAAGGUCCUCAACAGAGCGCGACCCGAGAUCAAAGGCGAAAAGAAGACUUUCAGGUUGGUUUUUCUUCCAAAACUGUUCAACUAAGUUUCUCAAAGUGCCCUCAAGUGGUCAUUUGAAAGCUUUUAUAUGGUAUUUGACCUUGACUUAUCGAGUAGUCACUUGAGGAAAUUCUCGAAGAGUAUAUUUUUUUAUUAGUAGUCAUUCGAGAGUAUUCCAUGCAGUAAUCUGAAUUCAAAAUCUCAGGUAGCCCAUCAGUUUUUGAGGUUCCACUUGUUUGAUAAAUUCUCGAAAGGUCACUUGAAUUUUCCUUGAGGUUGAGAUCCUUUUUUGAGAAAGUGUAUUUUAUAACUUUGAAAUUUUCGAAAAUUUUUUUCUUUUUUUUUCCUGCACCUUUCGUAUAGUUAUUCUUCACGGAGAAAAUAGUUUCUCAAAUAAAUUUUUAUUGCUUCAAAUAAUAAAUUGAUUUCUUGAACUUUCAGUGGACGCACUUUCCAGUCGCCCUGA